Actinia tenebrosa (Australian red waratah sea anemone) is the source of this 1283-nucleotide messenger RNA. RefSeq lists its product as uncharacterized. NCBI's taxonomy places the organism in Eukaryota, Metazoa, Cnidaria, Anthozoa, Actiniaria, Actiniidae. The record is from RefSeq and is a predicted model, not a curated record.
AACUAAAACGUAAAACGUUGACAAAUAUCCGAAUUUCGAUCUUCUUCGUGAAUGUUGCAAGAGAAUCCCUUAAGAAAAAAAUUAGUUAAAAUUCAUCAUUUUUUGACACCAAAUAUUGUAAAAAUUUUAUAAAAAAUCUGGUUCAAAAGGGGAGUAGACAAAGAAUGGAAAUCAAACGAUUCCUUUGCUGUCUUAAUGUCAGAGAAGGAAGUAUUGUGUGUGGUAUUGGAACUAUGGUGAUUGGAGUGCUGAGGUUGUACUUUCUUUGGUUCAACGUAGCAUAUCUACAUCGUCUGACCAAGACACAGAUCAAAGACUUGCCUCUUCCUAUAGAAACUCUUUCGGUCAUCCAUAAAGUACAAAUAUCAAUAACAGUUUUCACCCUUAUUGUUGCUCUUUUACUUCUGAUCGGAAUAUGGAAGCACAAAAAAGGGCUUUUAAUUCCAUGGAUUGCCGGGAUAUGGACUGAGGAACUUCUUGACAUUGGUACUGUUAUCUUUUAUAUUGCCAAGAAAGUCAAGAUGACUGCUUCAGUUUACAUUGGGGACAGCCUAUUUCUGCUGCUUAAUAUAUAUUGUAUUCUCUGUGUUUAUUCCUAUUUCAAACAACUAAAAAGAGAAGACAAGAAAGAUCAGAGACCCUUUUACAACUUGGCAGCUAUGCCAGAAGAAAGUGAUGAAGAGUUCCUUAUUGAAUAAAACAACAGAAAGCCAAGCCCUGCUGCCGCUUAUUAAUUUGUCUUCAGACAAUAUACAGGCUCCUGAUACUAGUUUAUCUAUGUUUAAAAAAAGCUUUUAACAGAGCUUAGUUUUCAAGUGACGUUAGUCACUGCCAGAAUGCAACACGUCCUCUAUUUACUAGAUGGUAAAAAGACUUCCAGAAAUACAGCCCAAUUUUAGUGGAUAGGUUUUGCUAGCCAUAUGCUUUUAAGGAAUGAACUAAAAUAUUAAGAAAAAGAAAAAUGUAUAUUUGGCCAGAAAAAGUUUUUAUGAAAAAUUUGAGUACCAUGUAUUACGUACAUAGUAAAGUUAACUAACCAAAACAAAAUGUUCACUAGUAUUUGACUACUAGUUAACUAUUGCCAAGUUCAAGCCUACUGAGAAAUAUCUUUGAAUCAUUAUUACCAUGUCUGUCAUCCUAUUGUGAAUUUUUAAUAAUCCAAAACUUUAAACUAAAUUUAGGACUUGUUUAAAUUGUCAUAGAUUUAACGUUGUAUGUAUAUUCCUCGUAAUAAUGUGAUAAGUGAAAACCUACAAUUUUGAUUAAAUAUUUGAGAAUUGUCA